This is a messenger RNA of Gaeumannomyces tritici R3-111a-1, 2171 nucleotides long. RefSeq lists its product as hypothetical. Gene Ontology annotation, biological process: regulation of cyclin-dependent protein serine/threonine kinase activity; regulation of transcription by RNA polymerase II. Gene Ontology annotation, cellular component: nucleus; transcription factor TFIIK complex. Bases 269 to 1597 code for a protein of 442 amino acids. Gene Ontology annotation, molecular function: cyclin-dependent protein serine/threonine kinase regulator activity. The transcript is spliced from 2 exons. The record is from RefSeq and is a predicted model, not a curated record. Lineage: Eukaryota; Fungi; Ascomycota; Sordariomycetes; Magnaporthales; Magnaporthaceae.
CUCGUUUAAGCGUACUUGGCGGGGCUCGAGGUUGAGUGAAGGUCGCAAUGCUUAGCUUCAGAAAAACCUCGCCAAAUUGGCUGCGGUGUGUCGCUGCCGCUGAUCGGGCAUCUACACAGUAGCUGUGAGGCGAGUGUGGCUUGGCCUGUCCACCAGCCACAAGGCCCAGCCCAGCCCAGCCCGCCUAAAGUGCGGACCGCCAAACGCUGCCAGACAGAAGCAGCUAAAGCAGCACGAAGGCCCCGUUCUAGCACACCCCUCCACCACGAUGGCGACCGAGGAUGCGCGCUACCGGCAGAGCACGCAGUACCGGCUGUGGUCCUUCUCGCCGGGCAAGCUCGCGAGCCUGCGGGCGCAGACCAACGAGCUUGCCGCCGCGAGCAUCUCGGCGCGGCUGGCGGCGGCGCGCAGCAGCGGCAGCGGCGCCAACAGCGACUCGGGCAACGGCAACGGCUCCGGCUCGGUCGCCGCCACGCCCGCGCCGCUGCCCGACUUUUUAACCCCGGCCGAUGAGCACCAGCUGCUGACCUUCUAUACCGUCAUGCUGCUCAAGGCCGCCACCUUUUGCGAGCUCUCGAGCGACGCGCGCGCGAGCGCCGCCGUGCUGCUCAAGCGCUUCUACGUCACAAACAGCAUCAUGACGUACCCGCCCUCCACCAUGAUCAAGACGGCGCUCUUCUUCGGCGCCAAGGCCGAGGGCCACUACCUGCGCGUCGGCCGCAUCGCCGACCGCAUCAAGGGCACGACGCCCGAGGAGAUACUGGCGGGCGAGUUUCUGCUCUGCGAGGGCGUCCGCUUCGCCUUCGACGUCCGCCACCCCUUCCGCGCCCUCCAGGGCGCCUUCAUGCAGCUGCGCCGCUGCACCGCCGACCUCGACGACGACGCCCGCCUCGGCCGCGCCCACGACCGCGCCGGCGCCGUGCUGCGCUUCAGCUCGCUCGUCACGGACGUGUACUUCCACUACACGCCUAGCCAGAUCAUGAUGGCCGCACUGUCCAUCGCCGACCACGGCCUGCUCGAGCGCCUGAUACAGGAGACGUUCAAGCGUGGUGGCGGCAGCAGCAGCAGCACCGCCACGCCGCUCGCCGAGGACGGCGCAGCCACCCCCGCGACGACCGCCGACGGUGCGGCGGCGGUCCAGCCCGGCGGCAAGCCGGCUAGGAGCGGCAGGGCCAAGAAGAGCGAGCUGGAGAGGGAGCGGAUAUUCGGCGCCGAGGUCCGCGAGAAGGUCCUGGCCACCAUCGCGGCCUGCCGCAAGAUGCUCGAGACGGAGCCGCCCGAGAGAGAGGACGAGUACUACGGCACGCCCCACGAGGCCACCCUCUUCAAGCCCCUGCAGCGCAAGCUCAAGAAGUGCCGGGACCCGGACCGGCACGACCUCGUGGCGCUGCAGAAGGCGCGGCGCGAGCGGGCGCUCAACAGCAUCGACAGCGAUGACGAGGGCCCCGGCGCCCGCCCUGGUGCCAAGAAGGCCACGGUCGAGGACGACGGCGCCGUCUUUGGCGGGCCCAUGCUUGCCGCCGCGGCCGCGGGGGACUCGAGCCGGGACCCCAAGCGGCGCAAGGUCAGCAACGACCCCUUUGGGCCGCCCCUGUGAAGGAGGCUCAGACUGGCUGGGUGUGGCCGUGACCGAAAUGAGGGAGUACUUGGAAUCAUUUGCUUUGUGGACUCGGCCGGCCCCCUCAGAUAGGCCCUUGUUUCCACGCAUGGUGUCUCGACUAGAGGCUCGACCUGUCCUCUGCCUCUAGCCACACCGGCCAUAUUGACCACAUACCUAGGUAGGCAGGCUGGAGCCGCCGGUCGCAGUGGAUGGUGGGGGAAUCGAUGCCCCCGAUGGCUCAGGUCGCACGGCCCACCUGCCCGAUGCUGGAAGCAGCAUGGAAGACAUGGCUGCGUCCAUGUGGCCAUCUUACUGUGGGAGAAAGGGGAAAAUCAGUGAGCGGUGUUGAUGACGAGGCUAUCUAAUUCACGGGGUUGGACCCAGGUAUAUCCAGUACGCUCAAGCUAUAACUAGAUGCCUCGCUAGCGGGGUCCCUGAAAGGGAGCAUACGAAUUUAUGGGAAACGGAAGGAAUGGCUGGCUUUGUUCGGAUAUUCUGGCAAUGGCCGACGGAGGACAAUAGAUUUGGAAUUAAAUAAUCUACGAAUUAUGCCCCGACGCUACAUACUCAC